AUGGCGGCUAACUUCGACGGCGCCCAGAACCUCCCAAACCCGAAGGAAGAGUUGAACGAUCUGAAGCAGAAGUUCGCCGACCUCGGCCUCGACGACACCGAUUUUGUGGCCCUCCAAGUUAUUGGUUCACCCUACGAGAUGUCACUCCUUGUUUAG
This is a messenger RNA of Miscanthus lutarioriparius, 156 nucleotides long. NCBI's taxonomy places the organism in Eukaryota, Viridiplantae, Streptophyta, Magnoliopsida, Poales, Poaceae. The record is from the annotation of a GenBank genome assembly.